CACAAUUUAUGUAUUUGUAGAUACUUAGUGCAUGCGAGUGGCAUUUGUGCUGGUUAUUCUAUUCUAUCGGCUGUCGUCGUGGCCAUACCUCGGCCGUCGACCAUGUCUCGAGCAUGGACAUUCUUUCUCCUCGACCAGUUACUAACUUACUUGAUCCUGUCUGCCGGUGCUAUAUCGACGGAGGUGGUGUAUUUGGCAUAUAAAGGGGAUGCCUCAAUUACAUGGAGCCAAACAUGUGGAUCAUUUGGUGGUUUCUGCAGGAAAGCCACUGCCUCCAUUGCAAUUACAUUUAUAGUCACACUUUGUUAUGCAGUGCUAUCACUCAUAUCAUCUUACAGGCUAUUCAGCAAAUAUGAUGCACCAGUUCCCUGUAAUAACAAAGGGAUUGAGAUUCCUGCCUUCCAGACCUGAUCACUUAACUAGGUUUCCACAGCAAUGUCAUGUUUGGCAGGUUGGAUAACGAUUAGAUAGUACGGAACGUACUGUGUACCAAACAUGCAUUGUCGAAAAAUAAAUGUAUGAUUUGUAUGCUUUAUAUUCA
Messenger RNA from Olea europaea var. sylvestris, 541 nucleotides. RefSeq names its product CASP-like protein 2A1. The annotation marks the transcript as partial. NCBI's taxonomy places the organism in Eukaryota, Viridiplantae, Streptophyta, Magnoliopsida, Lamiales, Oleaceae. The record is from RefSeq and is a predicted model, not a curated record. The transcript has 2 exons.